This is a messenger RNA of Onychostoma macrolepis, 2825 nucleotides long. It is a transcript of the gene ncoa7a, whose product is annotated as nuclear receptor coactivator 7. The record is from RefSeq and is a predicted model, not a curated record. Gene Ontology annotation, cellular component: nucleus. The transcript is spliced from 6 exons. Bases 1606 to 2262 code for a protein of 218 amino acids. Lineage: Eukaryota; Metazoa; Chordata; Actinopteri; Cypriniformes; Cyprinidae. Gene Ontology annotation, biological process: regulation of transcription by RNA polymerase II; response to oxidative stress.
CAGUUCAGAAGUAUGGGUUUGAGUCGAUUGUCUUCUGCUGCGAUAAUAAAAGCAAUGCAACACGAUAAAACAACUACAUGAAAGAUCAACAUUUAGUUCCUUAUAAUGAAAUGCAUUGAGUUUGAGGUCAGUUCAGAGAUGUUCUUUCAUUAAAUGUGUGUUUUAGUGGAGUCACAGUAUAAUUUAGGGUGCAUUUCACAUCAAAACCUGUAAAAACGGUAUGCUUUUUUAAAGAAAACAACUAUUGGUUUUAGUGGAUCAGUGUAACUUCUCUGCUAGUAGCAAAGCUUAAUCAUUAAACAGCAUUUCAUAUGACAAAAAAAAUGUUUUUACUGCCGGGGAGUGUGUCACCAAUGGAUUUACAGUUAAAAUAGUUAACAAUUUCCCCAUUUUGCCUUGUCCGGCCAAUCAAAUCUUAUUUUCCUAAGAGGUUAACCUCAAAUUUUUAUAUUUAUUUGAAUGAAAUCCUAAAUGAAAGUGACAUCGCAUCAUGGUUAUGGUUUUGUCAUUAAGUUUGGUUACUAACAUGGUUGACAGAGUUUUUGUGCACAUGAGUAAAAUUAAAUAUUUUCCUAUUUGAAAGAAAAUUUUAUUUAAACUCAGUGUGUUAAAUAAAGUCAGAAACUCAGAAGUAAAUUGGUAAUAUACAGGACAUAAAGGCAAUUACAAGCAAACAUGGUGCACAAAAUAUACAGUAUGUGUGAGAUUAUAGCAUAUAGUAUUUCUGAAGAAAUUUGUUAAAAAAAAGAAAAAAAGCAUCAAUGGACAUGAGAUGUAGAUGAUGAGAUGCUUUCUUCAUCUUUCUCCUCUAAUGCAUUAAUAGAAAUACAAAUCAUCACGGACAUUAGAGAUAUUAAAAAGAUGAAUUACUGAGUGUACUUUCCCAUGGGUGGAGGAACUAAACCUCUCCUAAAUACGAGCGGUGACAUGCUUUUUCAUCAAACUGCAAUAAAAUAUAUUAAAAAAUAUAUAUAUUUUCUUCAGCUACUGCAGUUGCCAAUGCAGCAUUUCUCAUUUUCAUAAUUAAAACUGAAAUAAAAAUGAAUAAAAACUAUAUAGACAUAUUUAAAAAUGAUUAAAAGGCUAAAAAGAAUACUAAUUUGCCAAAACUAAAAUUAAAACAAAAACAGAAAAUGUAAAAAUUCAAACUAAUUUAACAACCAGUGAUAUUGUGGUAUACUAUUAUGUAUAAAAGCAUAUGCAGUGAUGUUACAGUAUCACUGGAUGUUAGAGUCGUUCUCUACCGUUUGAGGCUUUUUCCAUUCAUUUUUUUCAAUCAAAUAACAGUGAAAGAACACAAAUGCACAGAAAAUGUAAGAUAUUUUGUGAGUGACCUCAUCAAUGACGUAUUGUCCUGUGGGUGGAGGAACAAAAGCUCUGUGAAAUUCUCCUGCGAGCAGCGACACGCUUUGAUCUGCCCAUAUUUGGCAGUCUUCCUCUUCUGUCCCUCUUUCUGUAAAACGAAAGUGCGGUUGAAAUGUGAACAGGGGGCAAACCCAGGGGUGGAGAGGAGGAGAAACACUGUAUAAACACACUGUUCACGGCCACUGCCAAACAGAUUCAGAAAGUUCAGAAACUACAGCAGAUCAGAGACGAUCAGUCAACAUGAGGCCAGUGCAGCAGAGCAUUAAGAUCUUAUACUAUGCCAAUAAAUCUGAGGAGCCGUUUGUGGAGAUCGUGACUGUGAAACAGCAGAACAAGCGGCGGCCGAGCGUCUGUAGCUCUGUAGACUCUGAAUCUUAUGACCUGCUGCCCGUUUUAAUAGACCACAGCGAGAUUCUGAAUGAGCAUCAUCUUGAACAACUGAUGAAUCACAUCCCGGCGCGGACGCAGGGUUACUCUUGGAAGCUGGUGUACAGCACGGCGCAGCACGGCACCAGCCUGACAACACUAUACCGACAGAUGAGAGAGUUAGACCGACCCGUCCUGAUGGUCAUCAAAGACACGGACAACCAGGUUUUUGGAGCGUUUUCCUCCGACCCGUUCAAAGUCAGCAGCUACUGCUACGGGACGGGAGAGACGUUCCUCUACAGCUUCAGUCCAGAGUUUCAGGUCUUCCGCUGGAGUGGAGAAAACUCCUACUUCGUGCGAGGAUUCCUGGACUCUCUGCAGAUGGGAGGAGGAGGGGGUCCGUUUGGCUUGUGGCUGGAUUCUGAUCUGUAUCGCGGCUCCAGUUACUCAUGCAGCACCUUCUGCAACCGUCCUCUCAGCCUCCAUCACGACUUCACCGUUCGAGAUCUGGAGGUGUGGAGCUUCGUCUGAGCGCAAACCGGUUCAACACCGCUGAAGAGAACAACACGCUCCAGCCGCCAAACUGCCGUGACUCGUCUGUUCACCUCAACAGAACCUGAUCUGUUCCUCAUUUCCGAGCGGCUUCUGCGCUUCUGCUAAAUGAAGGAACGGUAAAUAAAGAAGACAAGUUGAGGCAGGAGUUGAGGCUUUAGUUCCCGUUUCCAGUAACUGUAAGCGUUCCAGGGGCCUGAUGGGACCUGAACACAUUCCUCAAACAUGCUGUCUACGUAGGCGACAUAGCACACUAAAUUUGAAACAAAGCCCUUGAGUACUACUGAUACUUUAGUGUCUUUACUGUGUUUUAAAAUGCACUUAUAGGACAAAUGGUUUACUGAUUUGUGUCCGAAAAGCAUUUGAAAAGGAAAAAUGGUUUGCUGUACGAUUGUGAUUGUACUACUACUUAUUGUUUUUUACUCUAUUUAAUAUCUGUGAUCACAUGUUGAAUUGUUUUGGGGUUUUGGGUUUGUCAUGCAGUGCUGGCGCUGCAUUUCUGGGUUUGGGGUUUCUAAUAAAACACGUUGUUUUUUAUUGAA